Messenger RNA from Babesia bigemina, 591 nucleotides. RefSeq lists its product as hypothetical. The coding region runs from base 1 to 591 and encodes 196 amino acids. Gene Ontology annotation, molecular function: calcium ion binding. The record is from RefSeq and is a predicted model, not a curated record. The transcript is spliced from 3 exons. NCBI's taxonomy places the organism in Eukaryota, Apicomplexa, Aconoidasida, Piroplasmida, Babesiidae.
AUGAAAAAUGCGGAUUCUUUCGCCUCCGACACGGAGGACUCGCCGGCCGAUAUCGCCAACAUCCAUCGCAACGUACUAAACCCUGAACUGGAAAAAGAGGUCGAAGACGCGUUUGCGCUCUUCGACAGGGACGGCAAUGGACAAAUUGAUUUUUUCGAGUGCCAAGCGGCGUUCAGAGCCCUCAGGCUUAAUGCAAGUCGCGACGCGGUCACAACCAUGUUCGCAGAGAUAAACAAGGGUCAGCAUGAUGCCAUAACACUCGCUGAUUUCAAGACGCUGGUUCUAAAGGUCAUCCACAAGAGGUAUACCGCCGGAGAGGCGGCGAAGAUAUUUGCGUUGCUAGAAGAUGGUUCGGGCAAAAUCACAAUGGACAGCUUAAGAGCCGUAGUAGCAGACCUUGGUAGGGGUUAUCCGCUGUGGAAUCUGACAGUCGCCGUAGGCAGCUCGAUCGAUGACGAAGAUCUCGGGCUGAUGAUCUCCGAAGCGUCCGGCAGCAAAGACUACGUGACCUACGAAGACUUCAGGAAGGUGCUAAAGGCAGCAUGGCGGGGUGAUGCGAUGGAUCGUAUGGAAGAUGCGACCCAAAUGUAG